Messenger RNA from Pseudopipra pipra, 1322 nucleotides. RefSeq names its product nucleoporin 35 (gene NUP35). Bases 32 to 1114 code for a protein of 360 amino acids. The record is from RefSeq and is a predicted model, not a curated record. Gene Ontology annotation, biological process: NLS-bearing protein import into nucleus; nuclear pore organization. Gene Ontology annotation, molecular function: structural constituent of nuclear pore; phospholipid binding; nucleic acid binding. The transcript is spliced from 9 exons. Gene Ontology annotation, cellular component: nuclear pore central transport channel; nuclear membrane; nuclear pore nuclear basket. Lineage: Eukaryota; Metazoa; Chordata; Aves; Passeriformes; Pipridae.
AGGGAGCUCCCACCGCCCCCCUCCGCCCAAGAUGUCGGGGGGCGGGUCGGAAGUGACGGAGGGAGGAAGCUCCGUCCUGUUUGAAAGCGCCCGGCGGAGCCGCCGCCGCUUCCUGCUUCCCGCCCGGGCCGCCAUGGCCGCCUUCGCCAUGGAGCCGCCGCCCGCAGGAGCUGAGCCAAUGACUCUCGGCUCCCCGACGUCUCCCAAACAAGGAGCUGGUGCUCAGUUCCUUCCCGGGUUUUUGAUGGGUGACUUACCUGCACCAGUGACUCCACAGCCACGUGCUUUGUGCGGCCCUUCAGUUGGAGUGAUGGAAACAAGGUCUCCGCUGCUUGCAGGAGGAUCUCCCCCACAACCAGUGGUCCCCACACACAAAGAUAAAGGCGGUGCUCCACCCGUCAGGAGCAUUUAUGAUGAGUUGUCCAGUCCUGGGCUUGGAUCAACACCUCUAACCUCAGGAAGACCAGCCAACUUCUCCUUAACACAGAGCCCAUCAGUUGGAAUUCUGCCAUCAACUCCAGGCACAGCUUCAAGCGUGUUCAGUCCUGCAAGUAUUGGGCAGCCUAGGAAAACUACUCUGUCUCCUGCUCAGCUAGAUCCUUUUUAUACUCAAGGUGAUUCCCUUACUUCAGAAGAUCAGCUUGAUGACACAUGGGUAACUGUAUUUGGAUUUCCUCAAGCAUCAGCUUCCUACAUUCUUCUACAGUUUGCUCAGUAUGGAAACAUAUUAAAGCACGUGAUGUCCAACACAGGAAACUGGAUGCACAUCCGAUAUCAGUCUAAGCUUCAAGCCCGGAAAGCCUUAAGCAAAGAUGGAAGAAUUUUUGGUGAAUCCAUCAUGAUUGGUGUCAAGCCCUGUAUAGAUAAAAGUGUGAUGGAAAACUCUGAAAGAAGCUCUACAUCCUCAAUGUCUUCGGUUUUCACUCCACCUACAAAAUCUACUGGCACACCAAUACAACUUGCAAAUAAUACUACAAGGAUUUCUACAAUGAGACCUCUUGCAACAGCAUAUAAAGCUUCCACUAGUGACUAUCAGGUGGUUUCUGACAGACAGACUCCUAGGAAAGAUGAAAGUAUUGUAUCCAAAGCAAUGGAAUAUGUGUUUGGCUGGUAGUAUCCCAGAGGCAGGAACACUCUCAGCUGGUCAGGGUUGGAGCUGGACCCGUGGUUAGUUGUAUAACUACAGGUGGUGUUUUGUCUCCCACAGCGCCUGUUAUGCCUUCAGUUCAUUCAGCAGACAUGUAGCUUGCACUUUAAAUGAUGGCAAUGUACACGUGGGUUUGCAAACUGAGUUAAGUGUAAAUAAAAGUGCUUUAUUCCCA